Messenger RNA from Punica granatum (pomegranate), 3902 nucleotides. Lineage: Eukaryota; Viridiplantae; Streptophyta; Magnoliopsida; Myrtales; Lythraceae. The record is from RefSeq and is a predicted model, not a curated record.
AGUAACUCGAAAGUGUUUAACGGUCAAAUAACUGUCUUGAUUUGCCUGCCGCCAUUGCAUUCCAAUGGAGGCACUUUUAGCUUCAAACUGCACACUUCCUCGGUUGCCCGCCCAAAAGAGCCAGACAAUCAAGGACCCGAAGGACUGGAACUCGCUCAUCAAGUACCAUGCCAAGCUCAAGAACGACAAUGCCAUCCUCUCCACGUACACCCACAUGGAAUCCCUACGAAUCGUGCCCGAUAACACCGCCCUGCCCCUCGUCCUCAAGGCUUGCUCGGCCUUGAACUCUGUAGAAAUUGGAAAGAGGAUCCACUCUUCAGUUUUGGGCACGGAGUUGUCCGAGGACGUUCGGGUGGCUACGGCCCUCAUUGAUUUCUACUGCAAAGCGGGGCUCCUGGAUCAUGCUAAAUGCGUGUUUGAUGAAAUGUUCGAGAGAGACAUAAUUGCGUGGAAUGCAAUAUUAUAUGGGUAUGUGGGUGCAGGUCAAUAUGAGGAGGCGAUCAGUUUGUUCUCGGGAAUGGUUGAAGAGGGCUGGAAGCCCAAUUCUCGUACUAUAGUGGCGUUGCUUUUGGCCUGUAAAGAAGCGGGAAAGCUGAAACUUGGACGGGAGAUACAUGGGUAUUGCUUGAGACACGGGGUGUUCGACAUGAACCUUCAUGUAGGGACCACUCUGAUCGGAUUCUAUGCAAAGUUUGACUGGAAGGCUUCUUGUUCGGUGUUUGACAUGAUGGUUGUGAAGAAUGUGGUUUGUUGGAACGCGAUGAUUACUGGAUACUUUGAAGUCGGGGAUUAUGAAAGAGCAUUGGAGGUCUUUGUUCAGCUUCUUUGGGAAGGCUUUGAGUUUGAUUCCAUUACGAUUUUACUUGUGGCUCAAGCAUGUGCAGAGUGCGGCUCUCUUGAACUCGCGAUGCAGAGUCAUCAAGUUGCAGUGAAGUUUGGAUUUCUGGAUGAUCUAUGCAUAGUAGAUGCACUGCUAAACAUGUACAAAGCGCUAGGGAGAUUGGAUUUUGCUUGUCGGCUAUUUGAAGCUAAUAUGAGUCCUGAUGUGGCCUUUUGGAAUUCCAUGAUAUCUGUAUAUAUUGAAUUUGGCAAACCUGAAGAAGCUUUGGGUCUCUUCUUGCAAAUGAAUGAUCAAGGAGUGAGAGCAAAUGAACGAACUAUUGUGAUUGUGUUGUCGUCAUGUUCAGAUUUUGAUGGUGGGUUGGGAAUAGGUAAAAGCUUACAUGCUCAUGCAAUCAAGGUGGGGAUGAAGAUGGACCCUUAUCUAGGAAAUGAAAUCUUACAUAUGUAUGGCGAGCUGAAUUGUAUUGAAGCUGCUAAGAAGGUUUUUGAUCGACUGAAGAAUCAUGCUGAUGUAGUUUCCUGGAACAUAUUAAUUGCAGGUGUGGCCAAAAGUGAAAAGAUGAAGCAUGUAGUGUGGGAAAUCUUUUUAAAGAUGCAAAGUUCUGUGAUCAAACCCAACUCACACACCAUUAUACCACUGCUAGCUUCUUGUCAGGAUGAUACUGAUCUUAACAUGGGCCGGGCACUCCAUGGUUAUGCAAUAAAGGAUGGUAUUCAAAUCGAUACACCACUGAGCACGGCAUUGACUGAGAUGUACAUGAACUGUGGUGAUGAAGUGACUGCAAGAAGCUUAUUCAACUGCUGUCCUUCUCGAGAUAUAAUCUCAUGGAACUCUCUGAUUGCGAGCUACAUUAAGAACAAUCAGACCCACAAAGCCCUGCUGCUCUUUCAACGCAUGUGUUCAGAAGUUGAGCCCAACUCAGUCACGUUAAUAAAUAUUCUCUCCUCAUGUAUACAUCUAGCAGAUCUUUCCCUAGGCCGAUGUAUACAUGCUUACAUAACAAGAAAGGAGUCUUCAUUUGGAUUAGACUUAUCUCUCAUGAAUUCACUAUUAACAAUGUAUGCAAGGUGCGGAAGCCUUGAAAAUGCCAGAAAGAUCUUUUUAUCUCUAUCAAGGAGAGAUGUUAUCUCAUGGAAUGCCUUGAUAACGGGAUAUGGUAUGCAUGGGAGAGGACAUGAUGCAAUUUUCUCCUUUAACCAAAUGUUAGAAGAUGGUUUUCGACCAAAUAAGGUGACUUUUGUAUCGGUUCUAUCAGCAUGUAGUCAUUCCGGAUUAAUAGAUGAAGGGUUGCAGCUUUUUAGUUCCAUGUCUCGCAAUUUUAAUGUAAGCCCCGAGCUUAUUCACUAUGGAUGUGUAGUGGAUCUACUAGGCCGAGGGGGGCACUUAAAUGAAGCUCUGCACUUUAUACAUUCAAUGCCCAUUGAACCAGAUGCUUCAUUAUGGAGAGCUUUGCUUAGUGCCUGUCAGGUUUAUUCUGACACCAAAUUAGUGGAGCCUGUAUUUGAGAAACUCAUUGAAUUGGAGCCCAUGAAUGAGGGGAACUAUGUUCUGCUCUCAAAUAUCUAUGCUUCAGCAGGGCUCUGGUCAGAGGUCAGACGUGUGAGAAAGACGAUCAAAGAGAAAGGACUAAGGAAGCCUCCUGGAAUCAGUUGGAUUGUUAUAAGGAAUGUGGCUGACUUCUUCACUGCAGGAGAUCGAUCUCAUAUGAAAUCUGAUAUGAUUUAUGAAGUGUUGAGAUCUCUAUUAUGCUUGAUCAAGGAUGCGGGGUAUGUUCCUGAGUUUCAAUGGGCAUUGCUCAAUGAAGAGAACUAGAAGAAUAUUCAGGGAAUGUUUCUGCUUUCACAUAUGUACAUCUGGAAAUAUAGGAUAUAGUAAAACUUGUUCGGCAAUGCUAUGUAUAAGGCGCUUCUGAGGCAGUCCGGAAAUUAACGCAGGAUAUUGGCAAAGGAUGGCACAUGAUCUGUUCGUCAAGCAGGUGACGAGGUUCACAGCUCCAAGCUUGAUUUUACACUAAAACUAAAUGAAUACGUCUUCUUGUCUCUUUGAAGGUCCAGAGUGGCAAAGAAUAUUUCACAGAAAUGGUCAUAAAGAGCUUCCAGCUGCUUUGCUUUUGAAGACUACUUUUUACUGAGGAAAAGGUAUAGAUACCUCUGCACAGGAAAUAACUAUUAGCGGGAUGCACACAACAUAAUUCGGGAUGGUUGACGACAACAUGCCUCCGUGGUUGUGGAUUCUCGUGCUAGCCCGCUUAGAGUAGUUAAUCAGUCCAAGCUGGCUCUGAAUGUGUGAUAUUCUUCUCCAUUGAAAUGUGACAUGUCUUCUUUCAUUGUUAACUAGUGAGAAUGAGAACGUCAGUGGGCUUGAUGCCAUGUCAUCAUCGUCGCGCAUGCAUGUGAGACACAGACGGAGCAGAGGGCGCUGUCCAAAGCCGGCGCUUUGAAGAAGCUUAUAGGAUUUCUUCAGGGUUCUCCGAAUUGGAAAAAUUCGAGCUUGGAUUGAAUAGUGGUGAUAAUCAAGAACACUUUCCUAAAAUUGUUUCCAAGGUCGUAGAGCCUGAAAAUGGGGGAAAACAAUUGAACGUUGUAGCAGAAUGUGCAAAGGACCACAACAACUCUUCCCCCUAUCUGCAACAUGUUGGUAACAUUACAAAGUCUACUUUCUAUGUACUUGAACUUCUGGAGGAGCCUGGUCAAGUCGGAGCAAAGCUUCAUUUGCCUUCUCGAGUUUAGUAGAGAGAGGGAAAAGGAGGAUCUGCAGAAAUCAGCAUGUGAGGCAAGUGCUACAGACAGGCUUUUCCAGCAUUUACAAAAUGGAACAAUACCGUCCCAAACGUUUACAAGGAAUAUUGCUGCUGCUGGCACCAGCUAACUUACACCCCAAGGUGGAGAUUUGCCAGUCUAAAUUGCUAUCUUCACAGCUUCUGCAAAAAGGGUGCUGCGGAACCGUAUGACCUCUGUGACGGCUCCACGAGAUCACUGUUGUUACAUGACUGAAAUACGAUGCAAAGAAACUGGUGCUCUUCUGCGGCUCUACAGUUCUAUCUAUCUGCUGUCUGAAG